AUGCUCAAACUAUUGAUAUUAUUUCAGUGUCCAGUGGUUUGCUUGAGGCUUCUCAGAAUUCUAGUUGCUAUUUUAUUCCUUGCUCAUACUGGCUCUAGGAUUUUAUUCAAUAUUAAUGUCAGCGUGUUUAUCGUUUCAGCUUGUAAAUCGCCCGUGUCCUUGAAAAAAUGGACUCGUGGUUUGAUUGAAAGUUUGAGCAAAUCUGCACUACUUUCUCGUAGUUUGUCGAAAUCUCCGAGUUCUGAAACUACAGCACCCAGUGAUUCUAGGAAGUCUCCCUUAAUGCCCACUGGAAAAGUUAAACUUUUUCAAGGCUUUUCAAAACGGAGGUUGUCGGCUAAACUCGUGCCUCCUCCAUGUGUUUGUCUUCCUCGGACGGCGUCUACACUCGAGCUUAUGACUGGUGAAGGAACUUCCACUGCUAUUUCAAAUAGCGGAUCAAAAUCAUCUUCAUCGCCUUCCCCUUCUCUUCAGAAAGAAAUCGGUAGUGCAAAUCUGAGUCUUGAUAAAUCCAAUUCGGAAUCCGGAACUUCUAAAAUGUCGAGCAUUGAUCGGUUUCCUUCCUUCUCCGGUACUAUCGAAAUCAUCUUUUGCUUUAAACGUGGUUGCUUGGUUAAUUUUUCACAUGAGCUCUUCAACAUUUCAGCCCCACAAAUGUCAAGAAGUGUCUCAAUUCUUGGCCUAAGAUCUCUUGAAACGAUGUGGAAUUCACGAAAGACUUCCCUGGUCAACGGCAAGAGAACGCAAGGUGCAGACGAUUCAAAGACAUCAGAAUCCGAAGCGUAUACUCAAUUGCUCCUGUCCACUCUCGGCCGUGAUCGUGAAUACGCCACCAAUAUGUUCAGGCGCCUUCAGCGUCGUGAUUUCGCUUAUACUACACCCGAGGCUUUGUUAGAAGAACUCAACGGUGUGAGUGAGACAGAAGAGGAAAAAACUAAAAAGAAGAGUCACUCCUUGAAACGUGGAUCUGUCUUUAAAGUUCCACACCUGCCACAUCCUUCAAAAAAUCUGAUCACCGGCGGUUCGGCUGUGGUUAACGCAGCUUCUGGACUAAUUAAGAUGGGUGAAACUAUGAUGAAGAGCUUCCAGAAACAGAAAGAUGAUUCAGUUAAGAUUGUAAAGAAGAACUCAGCUGCAACACUGAGUAUUCGACGGGGAAAGAAGAAUCUUUCCGGGUUGAUGGAACGUCAUUCGAUUGCUGGAAUUGAAAACUUAGGCUCUAGAAUGACAAUUGGGAGCUCGAUUUCGAAUACCCCUGUCGAAACACUGAAUUCACGAGGUGGGUGGAUCUCUCGACAACCGUCCUACUUGUCGGAUUGCGUAUCGUCAUCGUCGAAUACUGGACCUGCCGGUGAAUCAACACCAUCUUCACUG
Rodentolepis nana is the source of this 1374-nucleotide messenger RNA. The record is from the annotation of a GenBank genome assembly. Lineage: Eukaryota; Metazoa; Platyhelminthes; Cestoda; Cyclophyllidea; Hymenolepididae.